GCAGGUUCCGGCGGGUGCCCCGGGCCGCGCGGCGGGACCAUGGCGCGCAAGAAGGUUCGGCCGCGGCUGAUCGCGGAGCUGGCCCGCCGCGUGCGCGCCCUGCGGGAGCAGCGGGAGCAGCCGCGGGACUCGCAGCGCUACGCCCUGGACUACGAGACCCUGACGCGGCCGCACUCGGGCCGCCGCCUGCCCGUGCGCGCCUGGGCCGACGCGCGCCGCGAGAGCCGCCUGCUGCAGCUGCUCGGCUGCCUGCCGCGCUUCGGCCUGGGCCGCUUGGUCACGCGCAAGUCCUGGCUGUGGCAGCACGACGAGCCGUGCUACUGGAGGCUCACGCGCGUGCGGCCCGACUACACGGCGCAGAACUUGGACCACGGCAAGGCCUGGGGCGUCCUGACCUUCAAGGGGAAGACGGAAGGCGAGGAGCGCGAGAUUCCCCAGGCCAUGUACCACGACUGGCGGCUGGUGCCCAAGCACGAAGAGGCGGCCUUCGCGGCGUACGUGCCGGGGCCCGCGGACGCCCCGCGGUCCGUGCCCUACCCGCCGCUCCUGCGGGCCAUGAUUCUGGCCCAGCGGCGCAAGAGCGGGGACCCCAGCCUCGAGGAGCCAGUGCUGAACUUGGAGAGGGUCCAUGUGGACCCCUGGGACUACCCCGCCAGGCUGAAGGCGAAGGGACAGCCCAAGGGCACCCCUGUCUGAAUUCCCGGAACACGAGGGCAGGGCCAGAACACGCACUGCCCGCAGGCUUCCUCCGCCGCUCCCGCCCUUACUGUGGCCAGAAAUAAAGGCCAGCCGCAUC
Lepus europaeus (European hare) is the source of this 796-nucleotide messenger RNA. It is a transcript of the gene MRPS34, whose product is annotated as mitochondrial ribosomal protein S34. Gene Ontology annotation, cellular component: mitochondrial small ribosomal subunit; mitochondrion. NCBI's taxonomy places the organism in Eukaryota, Metazoa, Chordata, Mammalia, Lagomorpha, Leporidae. The record is from RefSeq and is a predicted model, not a curated record. The coding region runs from base 40 to 696 and encodes 218 amino acids. Gene Ontology annotation, molecular function: structural constituent of ribosome. Gene Ontology annotation, biological process: mitochondrial translation. The transcript has 3 exons.